Messenger RNA from Neltuma alba, 1004 nucleotides. Its product is annotated as probable NAD(P)H dehydrogenase (quinone) FQR1-like 1. Gene Ontology annotation, molecular function: FMN binding; NAD(P)H dehydrogenase (quinone) activity. Gene Ontology annotation, cellular component: membrane. The transcript has 4 exons. Bases 78 to 689 code for a protein of 203 amino acids. Lineage: Eukaryota; Viridiplantae; Streptophyta; Magnoliopsida; Fabales; Fabaceae. The record is from RefSeq and is a predicted model, not a curated record.
GGUCAGCAUUAGCGUCGUCAAGCAGAGAAGAGAAGAGAACCAUCGAGAGAGAAAGAGGAAGACACACGAACACUUCAAUGGCGGUCAAAGUCUACAUUGUUUACUACUCCAUGUAUGGGCAUGUAGAGAAACUAGCAGAAGAAGUAAAGAAAGGUGCUGCGUCUGUGGAGGGUGUUGAGGCCCAAUUAUGGCAGGUACCUGAGACUCUGCCAGACGAGGUGCUUGGCAAGAUGAGUGCGCCACCAAAGAGUGAUGUACCAGUAAUUACACCCAAUCAACUCGCUGAGGCUGAUGGCUUUGUUUUUGGCUUCCCAACAAGAUUCGGAAUGAUGGCCGCUCAAUUCAAAGCCUUUCUUGAUGCAACUGGAGGUUUAUGGAGAACACAACAGCUUGCAGGUAAGCCUGCCGGAAUCUUCUACAGCACUGGCUCGCAAGGUGGUGGACAAGAGACUACAGCGUUGACUGCUAUUACUCAACUGGUUCAUCACGGCAUGAUAUUUGUUCCCAUUGGAUAUACAUUCGGCGCCGGCAUGUUUGAGAUGGAGCAGGUGAAAGGUGGGAGUCCUUAUGGUGCAGGGACUUAUGCCGGUGAUGGAUCAAGACAGCCAUCUGAGCUUGAGUUGGAGCAAGCAUUCCACCAAGGGAAGUACAUCGCCGCCAUCACAAAGAAGCUCAAGGGAUCUGCAUAAUGAUGUUAAGUCAACAUAGACAUAACAUUCAUCAAAGGAACAAAGAUUAAAGUCAUUGCCUUAAUUCAAAGUUCUUGCCCAAUUUUUUUCGUAGCACCAGAAUCUAUCAAUUUGCAUUCUUCUAUAUGCUUGUCAAUAAUAAUGUCCGUGAAUCUAGCUUUGUAUGCGUGAUUCAUGGUGGUUUCCGUUUGUUGAUUAGGAAAGUUUGCUUUUCUUGUUUUCUUCAUUGGUUUCAAAUAUCUUUGUCCCUUCAAUUAAUUGUACUCCCUUGAGUUUUUUAAUGCCAAUACGUGAAAAAGAAAUUUAUUGUGUGCA